UAAUAGUAUUCUCUCUCUCUGUCUGUCUACAGUCUACACUGACCUUGAUUCCACACCCAAAAAAACCCCCACUUUUCCACUCACAAACACACACAAGAAGAAGAAAAAUAGAAGAUCACCAUUUUUGGUUUCAUUUCUAAGGUUUUCUAGUUCUGUUUGAGUGAUUCAAGAAAGGGUCAACUAACUUAAAUUUUCUUCAAAUGCCUGAAGAAGAUUUGGUUGAGCUUAAGUUCCGGUUAUACGAUGGAACUGAUAUUGGUCCUAUCAGAUAUUCGUCUGCAUCUACUGUUUCUAUGCUCAAAGAAAGGAUAAUUGCUGAUUGGCCUAAAGAUAAAAAAGUUAUACCCAAGGCAGCGAAUGAUGUGAAGCUGAUUAGUGCUGGGAAGAUUUUGGAAAACAACAAGACUGUUGGUCAAUGUAAAGCGCCUUUUGGUGAACUUCCCGGAGGUGUUAUCACGAUGCAUGUCGUUGUGCAGCCAUCUCUAGCCAAAUCAAAAACAGAAGGUCGAAGAUUCCCCUAGGAAGACCGUUUGCUCUUGCUCCAUACUAUAAACGAAGAGCAAACAAGAUAACCAAUUUAAACUUGUAGAGAGUUGCAAGGUCUGGCACACUCCCAUCUGCUAAGAUUGGUGUUGUGCUUUGAUAAAGUAAAGUAUAUCCUAACGGUAUCAACUGUAGCCUUUCGGCUGUUCUUUGUGAUGCUGACAUGUAUAUAUACAUGUAACACGACCACAGUAGUGCUCGAUAUACUACUGUUGUAUACUUUUCGUUAUUUUGAUUACGAAGUUAUUAUUGUUGAGGCAGACUUACUGUUCAUGAAACAUGAAUGAAUCUAGAGAGAUUUCCAAACU
Messenger RNA from Papaver somniferum (opium poppy), 851 nucleotides. Its product is annotated as membrane-anchored ubiquitin-fold protein 3-like. Gene Ontology annotation, molecular function: protein binding. The record is from RefSeq and is a predicted model, not a curated record. NCBI's taxonomy places the organism in Eukaryota, Viridiplantae, Streptophyta, Magnoliopsida, Ranunculales, Papaveraceae. Bases 201 to 521 code for a protein of 106 amino acids. The transcript has 3 exons.